Macrosiphum euphorbiae (potato aphid) is the source of this 1740-nucleotide messenger RNA. NCBI's taxonomy places the organism in Eukaryota, Metazoa, Arthropoda, Insecta, Hemiptera, Aphididae. The record is from the annotation of a GenBank genome assembly.
AUGUCUGUACGGCUAACGGUCAGCGUAUUUUACAGAAAUGGUACGGCGUUGUUGCGCUUCAACCGUACCAAUGACAUCAGAUUGCUGGUGCGCACCAAGGUGGCACCGCGAAGCGUUCACACCCAAGCGCUGAAUCCCAUUGUCAGCCACAAUAGUUCACCGAGUUCCGGCUGGCAGAACCGAUGGAACCUCGCCAGGAGAGCGUUCGUCGACAACCUGCUGAGCCGGGUAACCAACUCGCUGUCAGCAGAUUUGCGAAGGCGUACGGCCAGGCAUCUCAUGUAUGGUAACUCAAGACCGUUUUUCGCACUAGUUGGAGUAAGUCUAGCUUCUGGUAAUGGUAUGUUAACCAAUGAAAAUCAGUUGGAAGGCGUUUGUUGGGAAAUUCGAGAAGCAGUUGGCCGUAUGCAAAAGAACCUUACAGUUGCUGAACGCCUGAAAUUAAAUUCAUCUUUGGGUUUGAAGCAGUUUGAAUUAGGAUCUGUCAUUGCUAAGGGAAAUAAUGCUGUUGUAUACGAAGCAAGAAAAAUUGAAAAGGACAGAGACCCAAGUGACGAAAUCUUAAAGCAAGGGUCAUCAAAUACAAUGUAUCCUUUGGCUGUCAAAAUGAUGUUUAAUUAUGAUGCUGAAAGUAAUGCUAUGUCAAUAUUACGUGCCAUGAGUAGAGAAACGGUUCCAUCUCGUAGUGUACAACAAAAUUUUUCUAGAUCAGAUCAGCAAUGGCUCAUUGGUUAUGAUCAAAAUUUAAUUAAAUUAUCACCACAUCCAAACAUUGUUAUGAUGCAUUUGUGCUUUGCGGAUUAUGUGCCAGAGUUGAUUGAUUCGCAUACAUUAUAUCCUCAAGCUUUACCAACUAGAAUAAAUCCAGAAGGGUAUGGUCGGAACAUGAGUUUAUUUCUGGUGAUGAAAAAGUAUGACAUGAGUUUGAAACAAUAUUUAUCUAAAAAUCCAUCACUGAAAAUUAGAGAUAAAAUUCUUCUGCUCGCUCAAUUAUUGGAAGGUGUUUCUCAUUUGUCUAAUCAAAACGUGGCACAUAGGGAUAUGAAGACUGAUAAUAUCUUAUUAGAUGUAUCUGAAGGUAAUGAUGUAUGUCCUGCAUUAGCCAUUACAGAUUUUGGGUGUUGUCUUGCUGACAAGGAUAAUGGACUUAAUCUUCCAUAUAAAACUGCUGACACUGAUCGUGGAGGAAAUAUAGCGUUGAUGGCACCAGAAGUUGUCACUGCUCGACCAGGAACAUUUGGACAUAUAGAUUAUUCAAAAGCAGAUGUAUGGGCUGUUGGUGCAAUGGCAUAUGAAAUAUUUUCUGAUAGUAAUCCAUUUUAUAGUUAUGAAAGAGGUAAACCUCCAUUGUUGCGCAAUUCUACUUACAAGGAAGAAGAUCUUCCUGCAUUUAGUAGUGACAUACCAUUAAUUAUACAAACAUUAAUUCACUCACUAUUGCAAAGAUCAACAUCUAAGAGAUUAGAUGCAUCAUUUGCUGCUACAGUUUGUCAGAUAUAUCUAUGGGCACCAUCGUCAUGGAUUACAAAAUAUGUAAUGCCAACUAGUAACGAGGUGCUGCAAUGGAUGUUGUGUUUAACGACCAAGGUGUUAUGUGAAGGAGGAACAAUGAUGUCAACUUCAAGCACUAAACAACGUACCUGUACAGAAUAUCAAUUGAUCACUACAUUUUUACAUAGAGCAAAAUUGUAUGAAAUAAAAAAUGCGUUAUAUUGGAUGCAUUCAAUACAACAAGAAUAA